Molecule: messenger RNA, 10906 nt
Organism: Heterobilharzia americana
Lineage: Eukaryota; Metazoa; Platyhelminthes; Trematoda; Strigeidida; Schistosomatidae
Source: the annotation of a GenBank genome assembly
GCGACUCCCUCGUUUUUAAACAUCCCAGGUGUUAUCGCUGGAAAACUGUUGCAGUAGUUAAGCUUUACGAAGAAACUUCUGAAUGAGCUUCCUGAAGCAAAUUGUCGAAGAUACUAGUACCCUAAAGUCAAUACUAAAUGGUCUGUCUCGAGUUUAUGAAAAUGAUAUGCGUUUGGCUUUGGCAAAGGACUUCUGUAAUGAGUUUGCUCUGUUCCAGUAUGAAUAUCAAGCUAUCCGUAGACAGUUUGAACUGGGAGUGAUAAGCGUCUUAGCCUCUAACAAUGUGCAUCCGAAUUCAUACGAUGAAAUUAGUGUAUGGGUGCAACAGCUAGAUGAUUUUGCCAAUACGUUUCAGAGUUUGAAGGAUUCAUUAAAUACUCUGCAAAAUAUUCUUGAUUCAUCAUGUCAAUUUGUUUAUCAUCUGAAUAAUCAUGGAAACUAUUGGCCUUUUGGAUGUGCCCAAUACGACAUGAUACAGGCGUUUAAUAACACCAAAAAACUGGCGGAAUAUCUGCAUUUGGAUCUCGAUAGUUCCACUGAGAAUACUCUUGAUUUAUCCACCACCAACUAUUCUCAUGAUUCAUUACUGAGAGAAGCGUUAAAUCUAGAACAAAAUUAUAAUUCGUACAGUCGAUUCUACGUAAACAGUAAAGUAAUGCAUGGACACCAGUACACACAGAAUCUACAGCACAAUCUUUACAAAGAACAAAUGAAGUACGAUAUGAAAAUCACUUGGAGUAUACUAUCUGAUUGCUACUGGUUUUUAUUAGGAUCCAAAUUAAUCAGCUUCAAUGCUUAUUUAGCAAGGGCUAGCGAACAGUGGGUUGAAAGAAAAGAUACAUGCACUGAACUCAAGCCAUUAUGUCAAAACAGAAAGAAUUGUGAGAGAAUGAUUAACAAGUUUUUGCAAGAAAUUGUAUCAUAUCGGUCUGCACUAUCCACUAUCGAUGCUACCAGUAACAAUAAUAAUGAUAUCGGCAAUCAUUGUUUAUCAAGAUAUUAUCCGAUCACAUCGAAUUGUUUUAAUGAUAUGUCUAAUAAUCUGAAUAUCAUGAUAUGUGAAAACAAUAACAUCGGUAAAUUUAUCUGCACUCAUGGAGUAUUGGCAGAACAUCCCGAAUCCCUUAACUUAGCUCUAAUAAAAUCAAUUUCUUUGUUCCAAUGUAUAAAUUAUAUGAAGGACAAUUGUGUAUUAUCCUUAAAUAUUGAUGCGUUCAAUUACUACUCGCCAGUAAUGUAUACAACCACAUUGGUUAUACCAAUAUGUAUGAGAAGGUCAACAGAAGAAGUAACCAAAUUCUGUGAUACUCAACAAAAAAGAAUUUUAUAUUACUAUACAAAACGUUACAGUAUGACAGGAUAUUAUUACAGUGAAUUAGUUAUCACAAUUGAAGAUAAUGAAGAUUUAACGGGAUCGAUUUUAAACUUAUCAAAAUCAACACAUCAAAGCAAUUUAAUUUCUGCUAACACUGGAAACAGUUCAAAACAAUUAGUUCAUAAGGAAACUAAUCAAGCAUUCAAAGAACGUUGUCUUUACAAGACAUGUGCUUAUUUCAGUUGCCUUACGCAGCAUGUGGUUCCAAUUCACCCAGUUCAUGAGGAUAUUCCAGUCGUUGAAAAUCUCACUACCAGAAAAUCUGAUACAUUUAUCAUUUGGCAAGGACAUUUCACUGUGAACAAGAAAUAUGACCAACCAAACUUGGAGACACCGUUAGAUGUGUCCUCUGAUAAAGGUUACCAGUGUACAUCUCUCAUGCCGUGUUAUAUGAAUCCAGUUCCUUCCAUAAAAGCGUAUGAGAAUCUUGUAAAACCAAAAUACGACAAAUGUUUAGAAAUUUCAUCAACUUCUGGUGAUAAAUGUCAUGAAGAUUCAGCAUAUCAAACGUCGAAUACCCCUGAUAAUAACGACCAUAAUAAUAACAACUAUUGUGGAAUACAAUGCGAUGAGGAAUCUCCUGUAGACUGUCGUGAUACUUUUGAUACAACUUCAGAAAUAUCUUCUUUUACAUUCAUAAAGUCAAAUACAAUCAAUAUGAAGUCAACAUUUAAUGAAAACAGUAAUGAUAUCACUGAUUCAUGCAUUAAUGACAACUCUAUUUCACCAGAAACUGAUCUAUGUGAUUAUGAAUUGUCCAUUAAAUCUAAAGAUUCUGAAAUACUAUUUGACAUUGGUGAUGCUGAUUCACAAUAUUCUCAUCCAAAUGUAUCUGAAUCUACUUCUAGUUCAUUGAUGAAUAUCGAUAUGAAUAGUCUAGUGGAGUCGACUAGAGUACAUAAUUCUGUGAAUAAGAAUGACAGUAAUACUGAUUAUAGCGAAAAUCAAUGUUUAGAAUUAACUGAGGACAGAAAAUUCUUAGCUCGAUAUAAUUUCAUCACUUCAUACCUUAGCCAGUUAGAAGAAAAAUUAAAGAAAAUUUCAGUGGAAAUCAGUUCACUGGAAACCUGUGAACAAAUCAGUCAUGGUAAUGAGUAUAUGAAAGAGAUUGAAAAAAUUCUACAAUUACUUGUCCUAGUCAAAAAAGAUACCUCUGAUGUUUAUUCGAUUAUAUCAAGUUGUAGUGAGGAAUGUCUAUCCGCGUCAAAUGAUGAUGGUAUUGGUAAUAAUAACAAUAAUGUUAAUAACACCAAUUUGGAUAAUGAAUGUAGCAGUAUAUCGCAGUCAGUUUUACUGGAAAGCCUUGUAUUAGGGAAUACAGAUGAAUUUUGUCAAGACAAUAUCGUAACACGUUUAUCUACUCUGAGAAGUCUACGAACUGAUCUCCUAAAAAGAUGUGAUAUGCUAGUUUCACGCGUAGAAGCGAAGCAGUACAGUUCACAACGUGUGGAUGAAGAGUUAACUUCAAUCAGUCAGAGUUUGGCGUUACUCGCCAAUAGGCUUGAAAACCCUGAUAAUGAUAAUGGUAAUCUGUGUGGUACUAGUCUAUCAACAACUGGUAGACUAAAAGCACAGAUACUUGGAUUACAGGAAGUUGAAGCAGAGCUGAAGUAUGCUGAGGAGAAUAUGCAUCAAGUAAAAUGUGAAAUGACUAUCCAAUCACUUCAACCUGAAACGAUCUCUCAAAAACUUGAUUCUGUUGAAGCUGAACUAUUUGACAUGAAAGUCAGCAUACAAAACAAGAUAACAUGCCUUAAAGACUUUCAUGUGCGAGUAAGUGAAUUGGUGAAAAUGGCUGAAGCGGAAUUAAACAGGUUGAAAGAACAAGAAAGUGAAUUGAUUCGAUAUACAAUUAGGGAAGAACCUAAUGAUUUGGAGCAAGAUAUGAAUGUCUUUCAUAGACUUAUCAUCAAAUUCAGUCAGUAUCAAACAUAUAACCUUCUGCCGGUGUUAAAUAGUUACGAGAAAUUGAUGCAUAACGAUUUCAACCCUCAUGAUAUGAAUUUAUAUCAAGACUUACAGUUAGUCGGACCUUUCUAUAACGCUGAAGAUAAUGUACAACUAGGACUGACUAUUCGAGCUGUAUGGGAUAACAUAACAAAAGAAUUGAUACCGAAGCGAUUCAGAGAAUUGGUUGCUAAAUCCUAUGAACGAGUGUCAAAAAACUUAGCAUCGACUUUAUCAUAUGUUUCAUGCAUUCAAUCAUUGGAUUUUUUAUUGUCUUCUGAUGGCAAUUUGACUGAAUCGAAUUGUAUUCAACAUAGUAUUGAUGUGAUAUCAGAUCAUAUCAAUAAUCUGCAAAAUGAAAUGAAAUGGUUACAUGAUCACCUUGAACCAAUCAUUAUGUCUGAUGAUAGAAUCGCUAUAACUACAAAUGUGGAUGAUAAUAAUGAUAACAAUGUAGUGUUUGUGUUUAAUGAAACUGUCAAGGAGUUAUCUCAAUUAACUACUUGCUUAACAAAUACCCAUGAAAAUUUAAAAGAUUUAUGCUUACCGGCGAUACACAGUUAUCAUGAAACACUCAGUUAUGCAUCAGAUUAUUUAGAUACUAUUGAGCGUCAAAUGGAAGUAUUACAGGUAUCAUCAAUAUCUGUGAUUAACGAAAAUAAUCAAGGUGAAAAUAAUAAUAAUGAUGGAGAUGAUAAUUACAUUGAGUGUACUCUAGUUACUUACGAGAAAUUGGAAACACUUCGUACUACUAAAGAACAGUGUUUGCAAUUACUGGAAAGUGUUAGUGAUAAUCAUGGGGAUAUUAUUGAUGAGCUGUUAAAUUCAGUAGAACAGUUUCAACAAUCCCUUAACGAAUUGCCUAUUGUUCAAGAAAAAAAUUGCUCAAAUACAACAGUUUCAUCUUAUGUCUCAAAGCUUUUGGAUCCCAUUGAUUCAACUUCUCAAAGAUUUUUACAUUUCAUGACAGAUUUGAAAAAUAUAAUAUCUUAUUAUGACCAAAUGAUCACUAAUCUUUGUGAAAUCGGAAGUCAUAAAAUACCUUCAGAAUUGUUAUCAGAUACAAAUGUAUUAGAUUCUCUAGAAUACCCUCAAGAAUCACAGAAUACUUGUAUAUCACUAUCUAGUGAAGCUAGUGAUUAUAUCAACAAGUUUGACAAGCAUAUUGAACAACUUUCUAAUGCAGCUCAUAAGAGUCGUUGGUUGAUGCCGACAACUUCAUGUUUAAAUGAAGUUGAUGAUAGCAAGCAUCUAGUCAAAAUCAGUGAACGAAUGGCUGUAGUUGGAAACUUUUUUGGGCUAUACCCUCCUGAAGGACAUGAUGAAAGCGAUAAAUAUGACAGUAGUAAUAUCAGCAAUGGAGUACAGGUUAUGAAAUGUGUUUUAAAAGAAUUAGAUUGCCUAGAAAGUAAACUCAAACUUUCCUGUUGCGAUUUAAUAGAGAAUGAUGUGUUUGUCAGUAGAAUGAAUCAAAUUACGACGUUACGGAAUGAAGUUACCGAAAGAUUAAGUGAAACACUGAAAGAAAGUGAACAAAUGCACCUUAAUAAUCAGCAUCUUGAAGAAGCUGUAGUGAAAUUUGACAACCUUAAAGACACAUUUAAACAGUCUACUUCAACGUUAUUUAAUGAGGCGAGUAUACUAUCUGAAAAUGAAUCGAAUUCAACGUGUAAUAUGUUCGAAAUUUGCGCUGAAUCAUUAAGAAGUAGGAUAUCUGAGACAAAUAAUUUGAUUGGUGAACUUCAGGAUUUGAUCAGUGAAACUAUGUUUACUGAUAUUGAGAAUUUAUCACCGAGUUCUGUUUUCAAUGCAAACAUCAGCCAACCUGAAGUCAAUAGUAAUCAAGGUUCGAUAAAUGAUAAUAAUGCUGAUAUAGUGAUGAAAGCCGAUGAAGGUAGUAUAUGUUUACCAUCUUUUUCUAUUCCUUUAUGGUAUAAGCAAAUUAAAAUAAAUGAGGAGGUUGUAGAUUUUUUGGAACAUGUUAAAAACUAUCGAGAACAACUUCUACAUGGUUAUGAAUUAGCAGAACGCCUUUCUACCUGGUUAUCAGUAAUGAAUUCCAGAGUGACUAAGUUAAAAAUGAAACUGCAAUGUCUAAGCAUAAAAUCAACAGAUUCAGAUACUGACAACCUAUUUUCUCACUUGCAUGACAUUUCACUAUUUCGACUUGAAAUAUGUUCUCAGUGGCCAAUUAUUCAGUGUAUCAUCAAAGAAGGGACUGAAUUCAAAGAUGUUAUCAUACAACUAACUCAAGAUUAUGAAUGGGAUAGUAAGGUGGAUCGUUUUAGAUUGAAAUUCUUGUCAAUCGAUCACAACAAUACGUAUAAUAAUAAAAUGUCAAGUAUUAUUGCAUCAGUUAUUCGUUCUACAGAUUAUAAUAUAGAAAAGAUUAUAAAUGAUUUCAAUAGCAGCUUUAACGAAUCAUCAUUUUUACUAUCGAUUACAAGAAAUCAUCUCAUUGAGACAAAUCAAAUUCAAUUGGUUUUAAAAGAUUUUUCAAGUGUACUAAAUGAAUCCAUUUGUUUAAUGAAAAUAAUAAAACAACACUAUACAUUUGAUGAAUUAAAAGAAUCUAUCAACUAUGAAGAAAAUGAUUCAAUUGUUAUAUCCAAAUUUCUAUUAAACCAUUGGAUGAAAAUAAAACAUUUAGAGGUAUGGUGUGAAGAAAUAAAGUCUAUUCAAGCAAUACUCAAAAGUAUUUCAAGCAAUCCCUUAGAGAGUGUUUGUAACGGGAAUACUGAAGAGGAAAUUGAACGACUAAAAUUGGAAAGUGAACAACAUUAUCUUAUUUUAUCAGCAAGUAAAUGUGAACUGUCGGAUAAAAUAAAUCAGGAAAACCAGCUACAUUUGUCUAUAUCAGCUUACUCUGCUUGGCUUGACCGGUCAAUUGAUGAACUGAUCAAAAUGGGUGGACUGAAUAAUCUGAAUUUGGAUAUAUCUGAAGUUAAAUGGAAAGAAUUUCAGGCUUGGCAGUCAACAUUUCAAAGUGAGAAUCAAAUACGUUUGAAUAAUCUAUUGAAACAGUUACCCAGCUCAAUAUUUCAGCAUAUUUUUAAACAAGAUAAAGAUUCAUUUACAAAUGUAGAAGAAUUCAUUCUGAAAGAUAUACAAAUGAUGAAUUCAAUUAGUAAUGGAAAAUCAUUACCAAAUGAAAGAAUUAAAUCCUGUCUGGAGUUAAAUAUGUCUCGUGUAUUGAGGCGAUUCAUUCGAUGUUAUCGUCAUAUUUCCAUAUUAAAUAAAAUAUGGAAAAAGCAUAUGAAAUUCAUUAACUGUUAUGCAGAAAGUAUCCACAGUCUACAUAUAUUAUUCGAUGGAAUUCAAGCAGAAUUAUCAAAAUUGUAUAGACCGUCUAAAUUAGUUAUUCGUUGUACUGAACAAUUAAAUAGUGUAAAGAAUGUUGUUGAGCAAUUGAAAUCAUAUGAGAAAUUGGUAGUUCAACUUUAUGAAACCCUACCUGUGAUCAAAUCGUUAUGUAGUGCAAGUGAACUCUCACAAACAGUUAGUACUAUAAAAAGUACUAAACACAAUUUUAUUUGUCUUCUACGUCGAGCAACAGAAAGACAAAAAAUUCUUACUCAAGCCUUAAAAGAAGACACGAGAUUUGAUGUAGGUUACCAUAGUUUAAUGAAUUGGUUGAUAACUAAUCUUGCUAUACUCGAGUCUUAUGAUGCACAUACUUUAAGCGAAGAGAAGAUUCAGCUUUCCAUCAAAGAAUUGUUAAAGGAAUUUAAUCAACGACAAUCUGAAUACUGGUUAGUUAUGAGGAUGGGUGGAAAUCUACGAGAACGUUGUACUGCCUUAGAUCCAGAAAAGAAUAUACUUGGUGAUAUGCUUAAUAAACUUCAUAUAACCAAAUCAAAAUUUGGGAAAUUAUUAUCAAAGUGUCAAAUUAAAAUGGAAAAACGUUUGAUAAAAAGUCAGAAUAAUAAAUCAGCACUUUUAUGCCUACAAGAAUGGUUACAUAAUGCAGAAGAACAACUAGGUAUUGAAAAUAUACGCAAUAAGAAGAAUACUGUUAAUCAAACGUCAAAUUAUAAUAAUAUGAUACGUGUAUUGAACAGCCAUACCAAAGCUACUGAACACCUUAGAUCAAAUGGUACAAAAGUGAUUGAUGAUGAUGGCGAUGACAACAACUCUAGUCAUUCAACGCAAACCUCUUACACAUACUUCAGUUUUAAAGAAUAUGAAAACAUUGUUUCUGUUAUAGGUGAUGCAGCUUUCAUCCAGUCUAUGAAUUUGAACCAUUCAAUAUUAGGUGAAGAGCUAUGUCAGCGUGAAAAGUUGUAUAGCGAAAUAAUUUCAAACAAUUUCAACCUCAGUGAAUCAACCGGACUAAUGGAACGUUUAGCACGAAUAAGGCAAGCUUAUAACCUACGGGAGAGCUGUAUUCAGAUGGCAAAUGAUAUUGUAAAUGAAAUGACUACAAAUUACGCCAAUUUGAUGAUAUGGUUAUUAGACGCCUCCAACAAACUGAUGGAUAAUAGUAACAAUAAUAAUAAUAAUACAAACACUGGAUUUAUCUCAUAUAAUAAAAAAAGUGUGAGAAAAGGCACACGUAACGAAACCACAAAGAGUUGGCGUUCCUCUACUACUCUAUAUAAAACACAACUAAGCUUGUAUGCUAAAUUACACUUUGAACAACAGCAUAUCUACCAGACGAUGUUCAGACAGUAUCAAACUGUGUUCAGAAGAAUAAUUGCAAAAUGUACCUUCAAGUCGAAUGAUGGAAUUAUAAGUGAAAUCAGUGAAAUUUCUGUUCAUUGUCACAUAAAAUCUAGACAUCAACUUCUUAUUCAGUAUAAGCAGAUUGUUAAUUUAUGGCAUAAAGUUGAUCAAAGCUUAAAAUGUUUAUAUUCAGUAUUAGAUCAAUCGAAACAAUCAUUUAUUCAUGAUAUUACUGAAUUUGAAGAAGAAGAAAAAUGGCUUCAAAAUGAAAUAAUCCAAUUAGAUAAGCUGAUAAUAAGUGAUGAUGAAAUAUAUCAAAAUAUUUCUAAGGUAAUACUUCCAACUACGACAAUAAUUCACAAUGAAACAUCUCUAAGUAAUAAUCAAUCAUUAUUGUUGAACAAGAAUUCUCUAUCCCUUAGUUCUGAAUCUGUUGAGUAUGUUUCUGAUGAUAGUACUAAUCAACAACUUUUCACUGAAAAAAUGCUUCAAGAAUUAGAAGAGAGAAUUAGAUUGUCAAAAGAGAAACUUGAAAAUAUUAAAAACAAAGAAAAGAAAAUUUGUGUCCGUUUAACAGCUUACAGAAAUAUUUUUGAUAUGAUUGAAAAUCAUAAAAAUGAGGUUAAUGAUUCUGACAAUCGUACUCCAUCAGUGUUUAAUUCUGAAAAGUUUAACUUAUCACCAUACGAAACAAUAAACGUUAUUGAUUCUAUGAUAGACUGUUCCAUUGAUGAAUAUAAAAAGUAUGGACAUCAUUUACCAGAAGAAGAGCGAAUAAGUGUUGUUACUGACUCCAAAUCGCCUAUCACAAUGACUUCUUCUGUUAAUAAGGUUUUUCAAAAGCAAAGUAAUGAUAGAGUAGAGAUAUUUGAGAAAUCCUACUAUAGUCUUAUAAACCGAAUAAGUCAUCGAAUAAAACAAAUGGAAUACUAUCAUAACAAUUUACUUGAGCAUACUCUGUUAGUCGAUUUCAAUUUUGGUGAAUGGCGCCAUAACUAUUUACAGUGGAUAACAAGUUGUCAUUAUCGGUUAAGUGAUAUAUUUUCAACGCGUAGCUUACACAAAUCAAAAAUUGAUGUACACCUAACCAACACAUCUGGAUCAGAGUCUCCAAGACAACGGAUGUCCACUGUGUCUUUGAAUUCUCAGACAAGUUGGAGUUCUUCAAAGAAGAGUUUAUCCAAUAGUACUGCUGCUAGUAGUAGUGGUGGCAGCGGUAACAGUAAAAAAUCAGAAAAACCUUUUGAAAAUCAUUCCUCUGCAUCAUUAUUAUCACCAUCUAGUAUUGAAUCGUUGAAUCCUCAUGAAACUGGAAAUAAUAACAGUAAGCAAGAUAUAAAUUGUAAGGUGAAUGAAUGGAAUUGUUCCCAGUUCACGGAAGCAGUGUUACGUGGUAAACCGACAUUUUCGUGGGCAAAUCCUGUUUUUAUUAAGGCUGCAUUUCAUACAAUUGAUAAAAUGAAAAAGGGAAGAAUAACACAACAACAAAUUAUGGAGGCAUUCAAUUCGAAAAAACAAAAUAAGCCUUUACCAAUUGAUGAAUUGAUCGCACAUGCAAUAGAGCAAGAAACUAGUAAAUGCGUAUGUCAGACAAAAUUUCUACCGAAAAAAAUUGGUAAAGAUAAAUAUUGUUUUGGCUCUAGCCCACGAGUUUAUUUGGUUCGCUUCCUUAAUAGUACUACAAUAGUUCGAGUAGGAGGAGGUUGGAUGAGUUUAAAUGAAUUCUUAGAUUCACGUGAUCCAUGCAGAAUUCUUCAUAAGACAAAUCAUCAUAGUCACCAUUCAACAAAAAUCAACUCAUCAAGUACAGCUUCAUCACCUUCAUCUACGCAUAAAGCACCAUCUGCUUCCAGGAAAGAAAGUAGUCUAGGAUUAAUGGAGGUGACUCCGAUCCGUGGAAUGACUACCCAAGUCAAGUUGUUCACCAAUUGUAAAAAGAAAACUCCUAUUGUCUCUUAUCCUUCGAUGGAAACCAAAAAAUCAGAAAAACAACCAUUGAAUUCUUUUGAGAGUAAAACAUUGAAUAGUUGUACUGAGAACAAUAUCAGUAACGAUUUAUCACUCUCAAAUGAAUCUUCUACAAACAAAAGAAAGACAACGAAGAUCACGGGAAGAACAACGAUGAUAGCACCGAAUGAAACAACAAAGAAACAAUAAUUUAAACAGCAAUAUAGAGAUCAGCUGUUAUCUCCCCCCGCCCGUGAAAUGAGAUACCUUAUCCUUGGUGUGUUACAGAAUUAUUCAUGAACUUCCACCCACACAAGCUUCUUAAAUUUCACUACUCAUAUUUUUGCAUAUUAUUUUCUACCAGAUAAAAAAAAGGUAAACAUUUGAGAUUGAUUAUAUGCAGUGAAUUAUAAACAAGUUUUUUAUAUACCUUCUGUUCCCCGGUUUUUUGUUGCUAUUGUAAAUGUUGAAUUAUUGUAAUGAAAAUAUCACGAUAUAUUGAAAGCAUUUCAAAUGAUAACAUUUAACUCCUGAUAGUUUACAGUUCUUCUCUAAUAGAAAUCAUCCAAUGAUGACUUACGCUGAAUGUCUAUGUAUAUUUUCUAGCUUUGAAAUUGUCACGAAAGGAUUUUUCGAAGCAUUGGAUAGAAUAUCAGAUCAGAUCAAUAAGGGAAACAACUGUAAGCGUAAUUUCUAGUUGUUCUUUUGCCUUAUUUCUUUUGUGUGAGACGUUUUUUCACUGUUUAGUGACCACGAGUCGGUUUUCUUCCAUCUCUGUUUAGAGUUUACUUUCUUUUUUGAACAUUCUACUAGUCUAUGUUUGAUACUGUUUGUUUUUUCGUUUUGCAAAGGGAUUUUGCUGUUGUUUUUUUUACAAAAAUCUCUUUUUACAUACACAGUAGGUCUGUUAAAUGAGAUGAUUGAUUUAUAUUACAUUAUUGUUGUAGUUAUUAUAAAAAGUUUUUGAGUAAG